This is a messenger RNA of Brachypodium distachyon (stiff brome), 1438 nucleotides long. RefSeq names its product peroxidase P7. The transcript has 3 exons. Bases 263 to 1243 code for a protein of 326 amino acids. The record is from RefSeq and is a predicted model, not a curated record. Gene Ontology annotation, biological process: hydrogen peroxide catabolic process; response to oxidative stress. Lineage: Eukaryota; Viridiplantae; Streptophyta; Magnoliopsida; Poales; Poaceae. Gene Ontology annotation, molecular function: peroxidase activity; heme binding.
CAGUAAACAAGCACCGGUUGGUGAUUAUAUGGCAAGGAAAAUUAAUAGCGACAGGUCAGUCGAUCGACCGCACUGAGAAUCAUCACAGAUGCUAUAUAAACACACGGCUCAAAUCCUACCCAGUUAAAUCUCACAGCAUAUCAGUCACAAUCCAGUAUCUAAUCAGUGAUCACUAGCCAAGUACAUCUAGCCUGGGCACUGUUCAUGUGCCAGUGCCUCUAGAGAGCUAGCCAGCAAGCUUGAAUUCUAGCUUCUUCAGAGCAUGGCAGCUAUUCUCAUCUGCUUAGCCUUCAUGGCUUUCGCCGCUGGCACCGGUGCCGGCUCCUCCGGGGAGCUCACAGCCGACUACUACGGCGAUUCGUGCCCGCAGGCGCUGGCGACCAUCAAGUUCGUCGUGGGCGCGGCCAUCCUCAAGGAGCCCCGGAUGGGCGCCUCCCUCGUCCGCCUCCACUUCCACGACUGCUUCGUCAACGGGUGCGACGGGUCCGUUCUGCUGGACGACACGGACGGCAUGGUCGGGGAGAAGACGGCCAAGGCCAACAACAUGUCGGUGCGAGGGUUCGGCGUCAUCGACGCCAUCAAGGCGGCAGUCGACACGGCCUGCUUGGGCACCGUCGUCUCCUGCGCUGACAUCCUCGCGCUCGCCGCCCGUGACUCCAUUGUCGCUCUGGGAGGGAGCUCGUACGAGGUGCCGCUAGGCCGGCGGGACGGGACGACGGCGAGCAAGGACGCCGCAGACGCCAGCAUCCCGAACCCAUUCAUGGACCUCCCAGAGCUCCUAGCAACCUUCCACGCCCAGGGGCUGACACUCCGGGACCUAGUCGUGCUCUCGGGCGCGCACACGCUGGGCUACUCCCGCUGCGUCUUCUACCGGAGCCGCCUCUACAACGAGACGUCCACCCUGGACCCGGCCUACGCGGCGUCCCUCGACGAGCAGUGCUCGCGCGACGGAGGCGAAGAAGACCAAGAGGCGCUGGCGGCGCUCGACGACACGCCGACGACCAUGGACACGGAGUACUACGCCGGGCUCAUGAACGGCCACGCGCUGCUGCACACGGACCAGCAGCUGUAUAAUGGGGAUGGGGGCAAGAGUGAUGGGAUGGUGAGGUAUUAUGCUGAGAAUCAGGAUAAGUUUUGGGAGGAUUUUGGGAAGGCUAUGGUGAAGCUGGGGAACUUGAGCCCGCUCACUGGCGAUGAAGGCGAGGUCAGGGAGUACUGCCGGGUCGUGAACAGCCAGGAGUGAGUGAUCGGUCGGUCUAGCUGGGCGGCUGCAGGCUUGGCCGUCGAGGAUAUGGCAUGUGUUUGUCUGUUUGGUGUUAGGAAAGUUCAGCUGCGGGUUUUGGUGGGUGAUUUGCGUUGCAAUGUAUGUGUUGUGUACUUAUUUGAUUUUGACACGGCUGGAAAUAUAAGGAGUUGUCUGAUUUUGAUUUUUAAGUUA